Rosa chinensis is the source of this 2664-nucleotide messenger RNA. RefSeq lists its product as uncharacterized. Gene Ontology annotation, molecular function: zinc ion binding; nucleic acid binding. The coding region runs from base 1 to 2664 and encodes 887 amino acids. The transcript has 4 exons. Lineage: Eukaryota; Viridiplantae; Streptophyta; Magnoliopsida; Rosales; Rosaceae. The record is from RefSeq and is a predicted model, not a curated record.
AUGGCUCGAAAUCGCCGAGCACGUAGGGGAACUCCUCCGGUUGAGGAUGAUGAGCAGAUACCUAGGAGGUUUGCGGAUACUUUUGGGCAGUUCUUUCGGCAGAUUGCUGCAACGCUCCCCGGGUCACAGGCUCAGCAGUGGCUUGACAGGAUGGAGAGAGUUUUCUCCCAGAUGGACCUUCCAGAGGACAAGAAAGUGAAUUUGGCAGUACAGUUCCUUGAGGAUACCGCCUGGCAUUGGUGGACUGGUGUUGUCAAUGACCCUGUAAAUGCUGGCCCGAUGACAUGGGAUAUGUUCAAGACCCAUUUCUAUGGACGGUACUUUAGUGAUGCCCACCUUAAUCGGAUGAAGGACCAGUUCUUGAGUUUGGAGAAGAGAGAUGAUCAGUCAGUGUUGGAGUUUGAGCAGGAGUUUCUCUCCUUAGCUCACCAUGUGCCGGAUUUGGUUCGUACUGAGCAAAGUAAGAUUCGUAGAUUUGUCUUGGGUCUUGGAGGAAAGUUUAAGGAUAAGAUGUUAGGCACACUGUACCGUAGUUUAGCUGAGGCAGUAUCUUAUGCCAUGGACAUUGAGUCGGACUCACCUGCCGGAUUUCACCCUAGGGAUCCUGGUGGCCCUAGCCAGGGCCCAUCUAAGAGGUCUACUUCCACAUCUGGUUCUGGUUCUUCAGUUGGUAGUGGAAAGAGCAGUGGUUCUAGUUCGAGGUCCCGUACUAGAUUCAGGGGACGUGUCAGGAGAUUCUCUCGGGGUCAGUUUAGUGGACAACAGUCUGGGCAGCUUGAGAGGUCCAAGAGUUAUCAUGGUGGUUCGGGUGGGGCUUCGACUAGCCAGUCAGCUCAGUUUGGGCAGUAUCAGACAGUGGGAUGUUUUAUGUGUGGUCAGCAGGACCACUUCAGGAGAGACUGCCCUCUUUUGACUCAGGGAGCUAGAUCUACCCCCACUCAGACUGUUGGUCAGUCCUCUACUGGCGGGUCGACUAGCGGUGCCCGCACUAGCUCGGUAGGCCGAGCUAGUGCUCAGCAGGGCAGGGCUCAGCGAGGUCGUCCUGUGACACAUGCCAGACUGCACGCCAUGACCCAGCAGGAGGGCCGUGAUUCACCAAAGGUUAUCGUUGGUACGUUGUUUAUUUUUAAUCAACCUGCUUUAACCUUAAUUGAUCCUGGUGCGACGCACUCUUUUAUGUCAAGUAGAUUCGCAUGUUUUGCAAAUGUGCCGUCAUCACUCCUUAUAGGCGAGUGGUAUGUUUCUUUACCUGCGGGAGAAGCACUUAAGAUAGAAUGGGUUUUUAAUAAUUGUGGGGUAAUGGUUAAUGGUUUUUGCCUGGAAGCCAACCUAAUUCCUCUAGAUCUUGUUGAGUUUGAUGUAAUUCUGGGGAUGGACUUUCUGGAGACACAUGGUGCAUUGGUUGAUUGUUUCCGUAAAGAAGUAGUGUUUCAAAGUCCAGGAAAACCGGAAAUCACUUUCCGUGGUGAGCGGAACGUUCUCUCCUCUUGCCUGAUUUCAGCCAUUACAGCUGAAAAGCUUUUGAAUAAAGGUUGUCAGGCUUACUUGGCACAUAUUGUGGAUACAAAGAGGGAGGUGUUGAAUAUUGAGGAUAUUCCUAUGGUCAGGAAGUUUCCGGAUGUGUUUCCCGAUGAACUACCUGGUUUGCCUCCAGAAAGAGAAAUAGACUUUACCAUUGAAUUGCUCCCUGGUACUACACCUAUAUAUCAGGCACCUUACAGAAUGGCCCCAGCAGAAUUAAAAGAGUUAAAGACCCAGUUACAAGAGUUGUUGGAUAAAGGUUUCAUUCGGCCAAGUGUGUCUCCUUGGGGUGCUCCGGUGCUUUUUGUUAAGAAGAAGGAUGGCACCUUGAGGUUGUGUUAUCACCAGUUACGGAUAAGAGAGUCCGACGUACCCAAGACUGCUUUCCGAUCACGCUAUGGUCACUACGAGUUUGUAGUGAUGCCUUUUGGGUUAACCAAUGCUCCUGCAGCUUUUAUGGAUCUCAUGAAUCGAGUAUUCCGCCCAUACUUGGACCAUUUUGUGAUUGUGUUUAUUGAUGACAUUCUGGUUUACUCCAAGAGUGAUGAGCUUCAUAUUAAGCAUUUGAAGCUAGUACUUCGGACUUUGAGGGAGGCUAGUUUAUAUGCCAAGUUGAGUAAGUGUGAAUUAUGGCUUAACAGCAUAGGAUUCUUGGGUCAUGUGGUGUCAGCUGAAGAGGAGUGUGAACAAAGUUUCCAAGAACUCAAAGGACGUUUAACUAGUGCCCCAGUUCUGGCAUUGCUUGAUGAUAGAGGGGAGUAUGUGAUUUACAGUGAUGCCUCAAGACAAGGCUUAGGUUGUGUGUUGAUGCAGCAUGGAAAUGUGAUUGCCUAUGCAUCUAGGCAGCUGAAACCUCACGAAAUGAACUACCCGACUCAUGACCUUGAGCUUGUUGCUGUAGUACUUGCACUUAAAUUAUGGAGACACUAUCUUUAUGGGGCACGAUGCCAGAUUUUCACGGACCAUAAAAGUCUCCAGUAUCUACUUAACCAAAGGGACUUAAAUUUGAGGCAAAGGAGGUGGUUAGAGUUGAUUAAGGAUUAUGAUUGCACUAUUGAGUACCAUCCAGGAAGGGCCAAUGUGGUAGCUGAUGCACUUAGCCGAAAGCCCUUUAGCUCUUUAGCCCAUUUGAAGGCAGUUUGA